Molecule: messenger RNA, 1897 nt
Organism: Alosa alosa (allis shad)
Lineage: Eukaryota; Metazoa; Chordata; Actinopteri; Clupeiformes; Clupeidae
Gene: zpld1a
Product: zona pellucida-like domain containing 1a
Exons: 11
Coding region: 93-1334 (413 amino acids)
Cellular component (GO): cell surface
Source: RefSeq, a predicted model, not a curated record
GGAGCACAUGGAGUACCGCUGAUUCGUUGGCUACCAGGGAACCGGGUGAGUCUCAAAUGGAGGACCUAAGGACCUAGGCCAGCGGUGCUGAAAUGGAACGAAUAUGUUUGAGUCUUUUGCUCAUAAGUAAGGCACUUUCAGUCACAGCACAGUUCAAUGGUUUCAACUGUGAUGCCAACUUCCACAGUCGUUUCCCAGCCGAGCGAGACAUAAGCGUGUACUGCGGCGUGCAGACAAUCACGCUGAAGAUCAAUUUCUGCCCCGUGCUCUUCUCGGGCUACACCGACACGGACCUGGCGCUGAACGGUCGCCAUGGCGAUGCCCACUGCCGAGGCUUCAUCAACAACAACACCUUCCCAACGGUGGUGCUCUUCAGCAUCAGUCUUAGUACGCUGGAGUCCUGUGGCAACUCUUUGGUGGUCUCCUCAGCUCAGGGAGCGAAUGCUUAUGGGAACCUGUCCCUGGUGCAGAUUGGCAAUAUUUCAGGGUACAUCGACACACCUGACCCACCGACUAUCAUCAGCUAUUUACCAGGGCUGCUGUACAAGUUCAGCUGCAGCUACCCUCUGGAGUAUCUGGUGAACAACACACAGCUGGCCUCGUCAGCUGCAGCGAUAUCAGUGAAGGACAGCAAUGGUACUUUUGUCAGCACUUUGAGUUUACUCCUCUACAAUGACUCGUCCUAUGUGCAGCAGCUGGCCAUACCCAUGGCAGGCCUUACUUUAAAGACACGCGUGUUUGCCGCUGUAAGGGCAACCAAUUUAGACAGAAGAUGGAAUGUUCUGAUGGAUUACUGUUACACAACUCCCUCUGGGAACCCUAAUGAUGACUUGCGCUAUGACCUGUUCUUUGGCUGUGACAAAGACCCACAGACAACUGUGUUUGAGAACGGCAAGAGUCAGAUGGGGCGCUUCUCGUUCGAGGUCUUCCGUUUUGUCAAACACAAGAACCAGAAAAUGUCAACAGUUUUCCUGCACUGUGUCACCAAGCUGUGUCGUGCCGAUGACUGCCCGAUGCUCAUGCCGAUCUGCGGUAGGAAAAAGAGGCGAGAUGUCUCUGAACAAGGUGAAUCUAAUGCAGCCUCUGGGAAUGCAGUCAUAACAGCUGGACCCAUCAUCACUCGGAGUGAGGAAACUCCAAUGAACAACUCUCAGCUUGCCCAGUUAAACAGCCCUCUGCUGCGGCCCGACUCGGUGACCAGCGCUCUGAUCUCGGGCAUCGUCAUCCUGGCUGUCAUGAGCGCCUGCUUCUUCAUUCUGUCCCUCACGCUGCUCAAAGGCAGGAAGCCUCCGCCCGCUGCACUGUCCGGCACCCGCAACCCUGCCUUCAACUGAGCAUCUCAGUACCGAACCCGCUCCCACUCCUCUCCCAAGGGAAUCUACACAGACCCCUAUAUGUACCACAACUAUAAUCUGUUUUAUUAAAUAUAUUUUAUUUAUAGAAUAAUGAUAAAUAAAUAAUAUGUAUAAAGGUAGGAUUGUUUUGUAUUGGAAUAUGGACGUAAACAUAGAAACACAGCUUCUAAUAACCUUGUUACAGUAUAUUUGUUAUACUUUUGGUUUUGCUUAAAUCCAUGAAAUCGAUAUAUUUGUAUUGUAUUGCACACAUUUGUAAGGUGGGCUAACUCAUUCCAAUGGGUACAAUGUAUUUCUAAUUCAAUACCUCAGCUAUUCAUUUGUCUGUUGCAGGGCACAGGAAGCACAUUUGGUAGAUGGUUAAGUAGUUCUCGCUUUUCAUGGAUUAGUCACCAUAGAACUGUGAUCAAUUUUCUCAGAACUAAUUAUUUUAGAUCUGCCUCAUUUACUGCUUAAAGAGCUAGUUUCCUUAUAUAUCUCAGUAGUUUGUAUCUAACAUUAUGGGAAGUGUUGAAGUAUUUCUUUUAUUUUAUUUUCCAAUA